GGUACCCCUGGCCUCCUGCCGGGGCUUGACUACCCCUUCUCCCUGCAGGUCCUGCCGGAUCCCCGGUCCCCGGCCCUCUGCCUCCCCACCCCUUGGAGACUGAGGGUCCCAGCAGGCCAUGCAGCUGUGCCAAGGUGCCUCCAGCAUGGCUGCGGCCGAGGUGCCCAGCUACCUCGUGUCCCCUCAGACAGAGAAGCACCGGCGUGCCCGCAACUGGACGGACGCGGAGAUGCGUGGCCUCAUGCUCGUUUGGGAGGAGUUCUUCGACGAGCUGAAGCAGACCAAGCGCAACGCCAAGGUGUACGAGAAGAUGGCCAGCAAGCUGCUGGAGAUGACCGGGGAGCGCCGGCUGGGCGAGGAGAUCAAGAUCAAGAUCACCAACAUGACCUUCCAGUACAGGAAAUUAAAAUGCAUGACAGAUAGCGAGUCCGUCCCGCCCGACUGGCCCUAUUACCUAGCCAUUGAUAGGAUUCUGGCCAAGGUCCCCGAGUCCUGUGAUGGCAAACUCCCGGACGGCCAGCAGCCGGGGCCCUCCACGUCCCAGACCGAGGCGUCCCUGUCGCCGUCUGCUAAGUCCACCCCUCUGUACUUACCGUAUAACCAGUGCUCCUACGAAGGCCGCUUCCAGGACGAUGGCUCCGACAGCUCCUCCAGCUUACUGUCCCUUAAGUUCAGGUGUGUCUUCCUUCCCUGCCCCCACCUCCAGCAGGGGCCAGGAGCCCAGCGGCCAGAGGAGGGGCUGGGAGCGGUGAGGGCCGGCAGCUCUCGGGGCGGUGGCAUCCUCUGCCGUCCCUGGCUGGCUGCAAAGGCCUAG
Molecule: messenger RNA, 814 nt
Organism: Leptonychotes weddellii (Weddell seal)
Lineage: Eukaryota; Metazoa; Chordata; Mammalia; Carnivora; Phocidae
Source: RefSeq, a predicted model, not a curated record